AUGGCGCCUCGAAAGUCCACAGCUUCACUCCCGGUUAGUGCUCUAUCUGCGAGGAAAAGCCGCGAUGAUAGAGCUCGUCGGAGGGAUGCCGUUCGCGAUCCAGGUCUGCACGACAGGAUUACGCAGCUCAACGCUAUCAACUCGCCUCUUCUUCGCCUGCCAGCCGAACUGCGAAAUCAGAUCUUCACCUAUGUCUUCAGCGGCGAAGAAUACCGUUCCUUGGGCAAUGAACGUGGGCCUAUCACCUGCCGUAUCUCAUCGUUUCAACACAAUGGUCUCGGUCCCCUACUCGUCUCCCGUCAGCUCUACAUCGAAACUGCCAUAUUGCCGUAUAAGCUUGGCACAUUUCGUUUCAUGUUUGACGAUUCUUACUCCGAGAAGGAAUGGUCGUGGUACGUGAAGAGGUUUCUUGAAAAUAGGUCAACGGCACGGAUCAAGGCAAUUACUAGCUUGCAAGCUACCGAAGUUUCUUGGGGAGGCCCGCAAUGGAUUUGGGAUAUGAAUGGGGUAGACUGGGUCAAGGAACUGGGUAUUUGGUAG
Alternaria atra is the source of this 540-nucleotide messenger RNA. RefSeq lists its product as uncharacterized. The record is from RefSeq and is a predicted model, not a curated record. The transcript has 2 exons. NCBI's taxonomy places the organism in Eukaryota, Fungi, Ascomycota, Dothideomycetes, Pleosporales, Pleosporaceae. The coding region runs from base 1 to 540 and encodes 179 amino acids.